AUGUAUUUCUCUUCUGCUGCACUCCUCGCCCUUUGCUCUAUUAGCGUGACCUUCGCGGCGCCUUUCACCAAUCCCGAGAACGAGGACCUCGCUCGCCGCGCAACCUACUCCGUGGUCAAUGCUGAUGAAGACACCUCUUCCAGCUCUGUUGCACGUGAAGUCGACACUGUCUUCGAAACCUCCACUGUCACUGCUCCCGGUUCCAACCCAGUGCCUGUCACUGUCACUGUGACUGCUACCCCUUCGAGCGUGGCCCCCUCCUCGACUGCUGUGGCUAGCUCUACUCCAUGCUUGGAGAUCCUUAGUCUUCUUCCAACCCCGGGCUCUUCCUCUUUCUUCCGCCGGGGCCUGAGAGCCGCUGGUCAGCCCGCUCUCUUUGCUCGCGAGUACUCUAGCUCCUCUGCUUCGCUGUAUGCCAGGGUGUACCCCACCGCGUCUGCCGCUGAGUCUCUCUAUGCUCGUGGCUGGUACUCUUCUGCUUCUGGUACUCCCUCUGUCGCCACCCCUACCGCUUCGCCUACUUCGCUCGUGGCUCGCGGUUUCGUUGAUAUGUACUCUUCUGUUUCGGUCUCACCCUCUUCCAGCUUGAGCGCUUCCGUCACUGCCACUCCUCUCGUCGCUCGUGGCUGGUACUCUUCUGUCGCCACCCCAUCUUCCUCGGCGACUCCCCUUGUUGCUCGUGGCUGGUACUCCUCUGUUGCUACCCCCUCUGUCUCGGCGACUCCCCUUGUGGCUCGCGGCUUCUAUGUGUCUCCCUCCGGCACUCCCUCCAGCUCGAGCGUCCCUACUUCGGCUGCUCCUCUUAGCUGCCCGCGGACAAUAUGGCUGGUACUCUUCCGUCCCUAG
Molecule: messenger RNA, 846 nt
Organism: Penicillium mononematosum
Lineage: Eukaryota; Fungi; Ascomycota; Eurotiomycetes; Eurotiales; Aspergillaceae
Exons: 1
Coding region: 1-846 (281 amino acids)
Source: RefSeq, a predicted model, not a curated record